GUCUUCCUGGACUGUUCCUUUGAAACCGCGCCUCUUUCUCUCUCUUUAUCUUUAUCUCUCUCCCUCUCUAUAAAUACCCUAUCCUUCAUACGUAUUUUUUGCGUGUGUAAAUAAUUUAUCACAUAUUUAGAGAGAAGAUCUGUAUAUGUUACAAAUAUGAGUAACAGAAAGCGUGUGGAAGACGAGCCAGGCAACACUCAAAUAUUCAAGAAAGGUUGCAGCGAGAUUAAGCUAUUUGGCGUGCCGAUCACUGUGCCGAGCGACGGCGGCGGCGGCGGCUCAGCCUCCAUGAGAAAGUGCAAGAGCAUGGAUAACUUAGAGGCAUGCGCCUCCGCCUCCGCCGCCGAAGAACCCUCAGGAUAUCUAUCCGAUGGAUUUGUUCAUCAAUAUUCUAAAUCACACCAAAGAAAGCCAGGGAAACCGUGGAGUGAGGAGGAGCAUCGAUCAUUCUUAGAGGGUUUGGAGAAACUGGGCAAAGGAGACUGGAAAGGAAUUGCAAGCAAAUUUGUACCCUCAAGAAAAUCUUCCCAAGUUGCAAGUCAUGCUCAGAAAUAUUUCAACCGAUUGAAUUUGACAGCAUCCAAUAAGAAACGGCGUCGUGGCAGCGUUUUCGACAUUCACCCCACACAUACUAAUGCGGCUAGUAGUUCAGCUGCUGCUUCCAAGAAUAUAGGCGAACACAAACUACAGCCACAUGUUGAAAGGCCGCCUCUUUCACCCAUGCAACCCGACUUCCACGGUUUAAUCUACCUGCAGCCAAGUGCCUCAGGGUUAACGAAAUGGUAUCCAGCGGCCCAAGCAGUUAUACCAAAUAGUCCUUCCUUGGCCGCAUGUGGUGUAUUUACCACUCCAGAGUGCUUCUUUUGGGCCCAAUAAGUUCCCGACGUCGUUUCAAGCAGCCUCCUCACCUUCUGGGACUAGUAAUCAUGAAUUGAAUCUUAACAUUAGUAAAUUGACACUGUGAAUGUGCUCUCCUCACCCAUUUUUGUUCAUUUUUUACACAACCCCAUUUUUGAAAUUAUAAUUUUUUUUUUCAUUCUACGAUGCUACACAUGUAAAUUAUGAUUGAGCUUUCGUUAUUGAACUACAAUGCUUUGGUACAAAA
Messenger RNA from Salvia miltiorrhiza (redroot sage), 1105 nucleotides. Its product is annotated as probable transcription factor At5g61620. The record is from RefSeq and is a predicted model, not a curated record. NCBI's taxonomy places the organism in Eukaryota, Viridiplantae, Streptophyta, Magnoliopsida, Lamiales, Lamiaceae. The transcript is spliced from 5 exons. Bases 157 to 876 code for a protein of 239 amino acids. Gene Ontology annotation, molecular function: DNA binding. Gene Ontology annotation, biological process: response to gibberellin; response to auxin; response to ethylene.